This is a messenger RNA of Clonostachys rhizophaga, 6660 nucleotides long. The record is from the annotation of a GenBank genome assembly. NCBI's taxonomy places the organism in Eukaryota, Fungi, Ascomycota, Sordariomycetes, Hypocreales, Bionectriaceae.
AUGUCGGACCAACAUCGCGAUGUCUCCCAAUACAAGUACUCAGCCAUGUCCAACCUGGUUCUCCAGGCGGACCGUCGGUUUGUUACGCGACGAACCGACGAGGCGACAGGCGACCCAGAAUCGCUUGCUGGCCGGCUGAGUAUCCAGGAUAUGGGUGGUCGCGUGGCUCGCGAGGAAGCGCCUAGACAGAAGAAAAGCACAGGCCCGCACGAUGUAGUAAGGGGAGACCUUAAAGAAGGCGAGGAUGUAUUGCUCCGAGAGCAACGGCGCAAAGGAGGAAAGUCCACAGGACUCCUGGGGGCCAACGAAUCACACAUCGAGGGCCUAAACUACCAGCCGCGAACUCAGGCUACGCGAGCCACCUUUAACCUUAUCCUUACCAUCGUGGCGAAUAAUUUGGGCGAUGUGUCACAUGAAGUUAUUCGCAGCGCGGCAGACGUCACCUUGGAAUAUCUCAAAGAUGAUGAUAUGAAAGAUCUGGAUAAGAAGAAGGAGAUUGAUGACAUCCUGGGGACGACAAUGCCCGCUAAACAGUUCAACGAGUUGGUCAACCUGGGCAAGAAGAUUACCGACUACGACGCCCAGGAUGAUGAAGACGCUGAGAUGGGAGGCGCCGAUGGUGAUGAUGCGGAUAUCGAUGAAAGACAGGGCGUUGCGGUGACCUUCGAUGACGAGGCGGGGGAUGAAGAGUUAGAAAACGAAGUUCGCGACGUGUCUUCAGAAGAUGAAGAUGACGAAGACGAGGAGAAUGAGGAUGGUGCAGCCCAGGCAACCAAUGGUGAUGCUGACGAUGACGACGAAAUGAUCCUAGACUCCGGACCUGUUGCUGGCAAACAAAAGGAUAAGGAGAAGCAUUCUGUUCCAGCCCGGGAUAUUGACGCAUUUUGGUUGCAGCGUCAGGUCGGCAGCCUGUAUCCCGAUGCUCACGAGCAGACAGACAAAACAAAGGAUGCGCUGCGUAUUCUUUCGGGCGAGCCCGAUGAGGCUGGCGGUGAGGAAAAGUCACUACGAGAAAUCGAAAACGAUUUAAUGGAGCUGUUUGACUUUGAACAUCACGAGCUCGUACAAAAGCUGGUGGAGAACAGAGAAAAGGUGUUCUGGCUCACAAAACUCACACGGUCGGAGAACGACGAGCAACGAGCAGAGGUGGAAAGAGAGAUGGCCUCCGAAGGUCUACAGUGGAUCCUCAACGAAUUGCACGGAAAGAAAGCAAAUGAUGGAAAGAAGAUGGAUAUCAAGAUGGACAUUGAUGUUCCUGACUCUAUCAAGGCUGACGCCCUCAAGGAAGAGAAACCCGAGGGCCAGCUCGUCGGCGGCUUACAGCCCAGAAAGCUGAUUAAUCUCGACAAUCUUGUUUUCGACCAAGGCAACCAUCUCAUGACCAACGCAAAGGUCCGACUGCCGGAAGGAUCGACGAAGCGAAGCUUCAAAGGAUACGAGGAGAUUCAUGUCCCGCCCCCCAAGAAGUCGAACGAGCCUGGCGAUUCACUCAUCCCCAUCACAGAUCUCCCAGAGUGGUCUCGUGUUCCUUUUAGCUCUGCAAAGUCGCUGAACAAGAUCCAGACAAAGUGUUACCCCUCGGCAUUCCAGAACGACGGCAAUAUGCUCAUUUGUGCACCAACUGGUAGUGGAAAAACAAACGUGGCCAUGUUAACUAUCUUGCGAGAGCUUGGAAAGAACCGAAAUCCAGAGACCGGCGACAUUGAUCUUGAUGCUUUCAAGAUUGUCUAUAUUGCGCCUCUGAAAGCUCUGGUUCAAGAACAAGUUGGCAAUUUUGGCAAACGGCUGGAGCCCUACGGUGUCAAGGUGGCUGAGUUGACUGGUGACCGGCAGCUCACUAAACAACAAAUAGCAGAGACCCAGAUUAUUGUGACAACGCCCGAAAAGUGGGAUGUUAUUACCCGCAAGUCCAAUGAUCUGACCUACACCAACCUGGUACGCCUGAUCAUUAUUGACGAGAUUCACCUGCUCCAUGAUGACCGUGGUCCGGUUCUCGAAAGUAUUGUCAGUAGAACUAUUCGAAAGACUGAACAAACAGGCGAGCCUGUACGUUUGGUUGGUUUGUCUGCGACCUUGCCAAAUUAUCGAGAUGUGGCAAGCUUCUUACGUGUCGACGUCAACAAGGACCUGUAUCACUUUGAUGGAUCCUUCCGUCCCUGCCCGUUGCGCCAGGAAUUCGUCGGUAUCACAGACCGCAAGGCAAUCAAGCAGUUAAAGACGAUGAACGAUGUAACAUACACCAAAGUGAUCGAGCAUGUUGGGCAGAACAGGAAUCAGAUGCUCAUUUUCGUCCACUCACGAAAGGAAACUGCAAAAACAGCCAAGUACAUCCGAGACAAAGCAUUGGAAAACGAGACUAUCAAUCAGAUUCUUCGCCACGAUGCUGGUAGUCGGGAACUUCUCAAUGAUGCAGCCUCCCAAGCAACGGAUAAGGACCUGAAAGAUAUUCUCCCUUAUGGGUUCGGCAUUCAUCAUGCAGGCAUGAGCCGUGUCGACAGAACUGAUGUUGAAGAUCUCUUUGCUCGUGGAGCUAUCCAGGUACUUGUGUGCACUGCCACUCUUGCCUGGGGUGUGAACCUGCCUGCCCACACAGUCAUCAUCAAAGGAACCCAGGUUUAUUCACCCGAGAAGGGUAGCUGGGUCGAACUCAGUCCCCAAGAUGUGCUUCAGAUGCUUGGACGAGCGGGACGACCCCAGUUCGAUACGUAUGGAGAGGGCAUCAUCAUCACUACUCAGAGCGAAAUCCAAUAUUAUCUUUCUUUGCUCAAUCAGCAACUCCCUAUUGAGAGUCAGUUCGUCAGCAAGCUCGUGGACAACCUCAAUGCGGAGAUAGUGCUAGGCAACGUCAGAACACGGGAUGAAGGUGUUGAAUGGCUUGGAUACACUUAUCUUUAUGUCCGUAUGCUCCGAUCACCUGGUCUUUACCAAGUAGGGGCCGAAUAUGAAGAUGAUGAUGCUCUUGAGCAAAAACGUGUUGAUCUUAUUCAUUCUGCUGCCACAGUUCUUCAAAAGAUGAACCUGGUUAAAUAUGAUGAAAAGACCGGGCGGCUGCAGUCCACCGAAUUGGGCCGUAUUGCUUCGCACUACUACAUCACUGCCGGAUCCAUGGACACCUACAACAGCCUCAUUCAGCCAUCCAUCACAACGAUCGAGCUUUUCCGCGUUUUUGCUCUCAGUUCCGAAUUCAAGUACAUCCCUGUCCGACAAGACGAGAAACUAGAAUUAGCGAAGCUUCUUGGCAAGGUUCCUAUUCCAGUCAAGGAGAGCAUUGAGGAACCACACGCGAAGAUCAAUGUGCUUCUCCAAGCUUACAUAUCAAGACUCAAACUUGACGGACUCGCUCUCAUGGCCGAUAUGGUUUAUGUGACUCAGAGUGCCGGUCGUAUUCUACGGGCGAUCUUUGAGAUUACACUGAAGAAGGGUUGGGCCUCCGUGGCGAAGACGGCGUUGGAUCUCUGUAAGAUGGCAGAGAAGCGCAUGUGGCCUACAAUGACCCCCUUGCGUCAGUUCCCCGACUGCGGUAGAGAUAUCAUUCAAAAGGCCGAGAGAGUUGAAGUUCCUUGGAAGAGCUACUUUGACCUUGAUCCUCCCCGCAUGGGUGAACUCUUGGGUAUGCCUAAGGCUAGCCGUGCGGUUUGCGCAUUUGUUUCCAAGUUCCCACGACUGGAGGUACAGGCCUCAGUCCAGCCCAUGACAAGAUCCAUAAUCCGUGUUGAACUGAGCAUAACGCCAAAUUUCGAAUGGGACGAUGCGUACCACGGCACAUCAGAAAGCUUCUGGAUCAUCGUGGAAGACAGUGAUGGUGAGGAUGUUCUCUUCCAUGAUAGUUUCAUUCUUCGAAAGGACUAUGUGGAGUCCGAAUCGAAUGAACAUUUGGUAGAAUUCACAGUCCCCAUCACAGACCCUAUGCCACCGAAUUACUUCGUCUCAGUGGUCUCGGAUCGAUGGAUGCAUGCCGAGACGAGGCUGGCCAUUCCCUUCCACAAGCUUAUACUGCCCGAAAAAUUCCCACCCCACACUGAGCUCCUCGACUUGCAGUCACUUCCAAUUUCGGCUUUGAAGGUCUCUACUUAUAUCGAUUUGUAUCCCGAUUGGAGACAAUUCAACAAGAUUCAAACUCAAACCUUUGAGUCUUUGUAUAAGACGGACAAGAAUGUGUUUGUAGGGGCUCCCACGGGCAGUGGCAAGACAGUUUGUGCCGAAUUUGCACUUCUCCGCCACUGGAACAAGGCGGACUCAGGCAGGGCCGUUUACAUUGCACCAUUCCAGGAGCUCAUUGAUGCUCGUCUUCAGGACUGGACCAAGCGGUUGAGCCAACUGAAUGGAGGAAAGGAAAUUGUCAAAUUGACGGGCGAGACAGCGACUGAUCUCAAGCUUCUCGAGAAGGGAGACUUGAUAUUAGCAACACCCAUUCAGUGGGAUGUCCUGUCGAGGCAAUGGAAACGACGCAAGAAUGUUCAGACUGUGGAACUGUUCAUUGCUGACGAUAUCCAUUUACUAGGCGGUUCACAGGGCUAUGUGUACGAGAUCAUCGUCUCCCGUAUGCAUUAUAUACGAACGCAGACAGAGCUCCCGAUGAGAAUUGUUGCUCUCAGCGUGUCUCUUGCCAAUGCAAGGGAUAUCGGAGAGUGGAUUGACGCCACGAAGCAUGACAUUUACAACUUCAGCCCUCAUGUCCGUCCUGUACCGCUCGAACUUCACCUUCAGUCCUUUUCAAUUUCCCACUUCCCCUCCCUAAUGUUGGCAAUGGCCAAACCCACUUAUCUCGCAAUCACACAAAUGUCGCCCGACAAGCCAGCUAUGGUUUUCGUGCCCAGCAGGAAACAAACACGAGCCACCGCGAGGGAUCUUCUGGCGGCAUGUGUUGUUGAUGAAGACGAAGACCGAUUUCUUCAUGCCGACGUGAAGCAAAUGCAGCCAUUGCUUGAACGUGUCCACGAAGAAGCCUUGGCUGAGGCACUUUCGCACGGCAUCGGUUACUACCAUGAGGCACUGAGCAAUAGUGACAGGCGGAUCGUAAAGCAUCUCUACGAUAAUGGAGCCAUUCAAGUUCUUGUUGCUUCCCGAGACGUUUGCUGGGAGCUUACUAGUACAGCACACCUCGUCAUUGUGAUGGGCACACAAUAUUUUGAAGGCAGAGAGCACCGAUAUGUGGAUUAUCCUCUUAGUGAGGUCCUUCAAAUGUUUGGCAAGGCUAUGCGGCCGUCUAAGGAAGGUCGCGGUCGCGGCGUUCUGAUGCUCCCGCAGGUGAAGCGAGAUUACUACAAGAAAUUCCUCAACGAAGCUCUUCCUGUUGAAUCACAUCUGCACAAUUAUCUUCACGAUGCUUUUGUAACCGAAAUUAGCACCAAGAUGAUUGAGUCCGGUGAUGAUGCAAUCAACUGGACUACAUUUACUUACUUCUACCGGCGGCUACUGGCGAAUCCAAGUUACUACAGCUUGACAGGCACCUCGCAUGAUGACUUGAGUAACUACAUGUCAGAUCUUGUUGAGACUACGCUACGUGAACUUGGCGAGUCAAAGAUUAUCGAUUUCGACGAAGAGGAUGGCUCUGUUUCUCCUCAAAACUCGGCAAUGAUCGCAGCAUACUACAACAUUUCUUACAUUACUAUGCAAACCUUCUUACUCUCACUCAGUGCUCGUACCAAGCUCAAAGGUAUUUUGGAGAUUGUUACGUCAGCCACUGAAUUCGAAGCCAUUCAGAUUAGAAGAUACGAAGAGCGUCUCUUGCGUCGGAUAUAUGAGCGAGUGCCCGUCAAGAUGGCUGACCCCGCCUAUGACUCACCUCAUUUCAAGACUUUUGUUCUCCUCCAGGCACACUUCUCGCGUAUGCAGCUACCAGUUGACCUGUCCAAGGACCAAGAAGUGAUUCUUUCGAGGGUUCUCAGCCUCCUCAGUGCCAUGGUUGACAUUCUUUCUUCUGAUGGUCACCUCAACGCUAUGAAUGCCAUGGAGAUGUCUCAAAUGGUAAUACAAGCCAUGUGGGAUCGAGAUAGCCCCCUGAAACAGAUUCCUCACUUCUCCCCCGAGGUUAUCAAGGUGGCGAAUGAUGCUGGGUAUGUUUCGCAGUCAAAUUCCAUUAUGCAGUGCAGUGGUGCUAACGACUUUGAUAGAAUCAAGGACAUCUUCGACUUCAUGGAGGCUAUGAAUCCUGAAGAGAACCCCGACUCUGACAAGCUAAUGAAACGCCUGGGUCUGUCACAGAAGCAAUUGGCUGAGGUCGCAAACUUCACAAACGACAAGUAUCCUGAUCUAGAGCUAGAACACGAGGUUCUAGAGGAAGAUGAGAUUAGAGCCGGCGAACCGGCUUAUCUCAAAAUAAAGAUCACCCGAAACGUGGAGGAAGAGGACGAUGCUCCUUUCGACUCCACUGUACAUGCGCCAUUCUAUCCUACAAAGAAGCUGGAGAAUUGGUGGCUUGUCGUUGGUGAUGAUAAGACCAAGAACCUGCUUGCUAUCAAGAGGGUGACGAUCGGACAAGAGUUAUCAACUCGCCUCGAAUACACAGUUCCGACAGUUGGCGAACAUAACUUAAAACUUUACUUGAUGAGCGACAGUUACGUUGGAGUUGAUCAGGAGCGCGAGUUUUCAGUCACCGCCGCCGAGAGCAUGGAUGUGGACGAGGACGAGGACGAGGACGAAGAUGACGACAAUGAGUAA